UCCUCAUUUAGGGAAUAAAUCAUUCAAUAUCCGUGCUUCUUUCAUGAGAAAUACAAACAUGAGCCUUCAAACUACUGGUGCAAAGAUUAAAAGGAUUAGUAGCCUAACUAAGGAAACUCUUGUUCCACCAACCCCAGUCAACCGUAUGAAUGCUUUAGAUUUCGAUUAAACGGGAGUAAAUAAAGUUGGAGAUAGUUUAAGGCAAAUAGAAAUAAAACCAGUUAAAUCAAACAAAGCUAAAGGGUGGGAGUCCUCCUCUGAAGAGGAGGAAAAAUAAAGAAGAACCCACAUUACUGAUGCCUGUUCCAGUUACAACCAUGGAACAGUUUUAUGAACAGAGAAAAAGCAAAUUGAAUCCAGCCAAUAUUAUGUUGAACCAGAAACGUCUAAGUUCUCAAAGAGAUAUUUCCAGAUUGUCUAAAAAGAAGGAGGUAGUGACACCAGAAACAAUCAAGGUACCCAAAAUGGAUUGCAGCGAAAAGAUAGAAGGAGAUGAACUUUUUGAUUUUAACAAAUAAAGAUGGAUGGAAUUUCAUACUGAACAACCUCAUAAUCCAAAAUGACCGAGAAGAAAGUCCUAACAGGAAGAAAAUUCAAGAACUUGUUGAUGAGCUAAACACUGGGAAAGAUAUAAACCGGAUGAUUCUAGCUGACAUGAAAGUAGGGAAUAUCUACAAGAAGCGUCAAGAAAUCCAAAAAUUCCUUAGAAUUAGCCCUAGAAGGGCAGCUCAUAAAAAUAUAAAGAAUUCCCAAAGACUGGAAUCUAUCAAGAAGCAAUUGUUUUCCAUCAACAAGAGAUAUCUAAGUAAUUUCAAGAGCUACAAGAUUAAGAAGUUUAACAUCUUAAAAUCACACGAGGAGAAUAAUGCCAGUAUAAUAAAAAUUAUUGAGGAUCCUCAACAGAAGAAGGUGUCAUCCGCCUCUAUUAACCAAGCAAUGGUGCCAAACAUCAUCGCUGUUGACUCUUUUGAAGAUGAAGAAGCCAAGCAGAACAAAAGCCUGCAAGGAAUGGUAAUUGACGACCAGAAGUUAAGAGCCUCCAUUGUUAAAGAGCAACGAGAAAAGAUUAAAGAAAUCAAGAUCAGAAGGUUAGAGACCAAGAUCAGAGAUGAGAUCAAAUUCGCCAUGAAUCAAAGCGAUAAGAUCUUCGGAGGGAAAACACUGGUGAAACUUAAGCCAAGUCUAAAGAAAGUUGAGAAAUGUGCAAGUGUAGUAUCUGAAGAUAAUGAAAGCGAAUGGGUCAGUUCUGAUACUGAAGAAAGCUCAAAAUAUAGCAAAGCUGAAAACCAGAUUAAAUUAAAAAUACCUAUAUUGAAGAAUUCGGAUAAUAAAGUGAGGCGAAGGUUUAACUUCGCCUCACCUCCAGUUCGUAGAAAUGUUGGGUUCUCACCUCUUCAACCAACACCUAUAGAGUCAGUAUAUAAUGAUGAUUCUGAAACACUCAAGAAGAAUUUAGUUAGGAUUCUCAGAGGAAAAUGUGCGAAAUUCUUAGCUGCAGUCAAUUCUCCUCUAUCACAGCAGAAAUUAAAAGUCUGAAAUAACCUAUUGAAAUUUAUUAGAAGAGGAUGCAAGGGGCCAAACAUUCUACACAUGAGGCUUUUCCCAGUCGAAUUUUCUGAAGUUUCUGAGUUACUCAAUCGAUAUAUAAGAAGUUUAAAGAUCUCAAAGAUUAAUAGCUCCAUUAAUGAAAAGCUGGCUGUUGAAAAAUAGAGUCACAAGAAUGAUGUCACAUUUCAAUAAUGAGCUCAAACCAAGUGGCGAUAGCAAUGUUAGGAUGAAUAAAUCUAUUAGAGGCCCUAUGUCGCCAGUGAUAGUAAGAGGAAAAAUACAGAAAAAGCUGAGGAAUAGUCAGAAAAGAACAUUCAAUAGUAUAAUGUCUUCAAACCAGAGUCAUAAAAAUAGUAUUUCUCUUAGCAAAGACAGGGACAGGACUUUUGAGUACUCCAAAUCUAUAACAUCCUGGUUAGAGAGUAAGAUGGAGUUUGCAAAGAAGAGUAUAAACACCCCAAAAUUAAGUAUAAGCCAUGGGCGGAAUACUUUUGAACAUAGCAGUCUUAGAAAAACUACUAAGCCUCUCUUCAGGAGAAAUAAAGCAAAGAAUCCUAAGUUAUCAACCCUAUCAGCAUUUUCAGGAGAGAACUUUGAGGCCCAGUUCAAGUUUGGUCCAAACAAGAGGAAGAAAGAGUCCGAUAAUUCUUGUGGAGAAGUCAAGGUUCCGAUCAAAGACAUGAACAAAUUGGUCUUAUAAAUUUCAUAUUUUAUUAUUUUGAGAAA
This is a messenger RNA of Moneuplotes crassus, 2274 nucleotides long. Lineage: Eukaryota; Ciliophora; Spirotrichea; Euplotida; Euplotidae. The record is from the annotation of a GenBank genome assembly.